CGGAGACUGGAGCGACACUUAAAGAGGCAGCACAAGCGCCCGGGAGUCCGGCUUCUUCUCGUGGAAGGACUCUGACCUUUCCUCGGCCUGAGGAGGAGAAAGCGGCAGCGGCGCGGAGCAGGCAUGGAGAGUAGGAAACUGAUUUCUGCUACAGACAUCCAAUACUCUGGCAGUCUGCUGAGCUCCUUGAAUGAACAGCGUGACCAUGGACUCUUCUGUGACGUUACUGUUAUUGUGGAAGACCGAAAGUUCCGGGCCCACAGGAACAUUCUUUCAGCUUCAAGUACAUACUUCCACCAGCUCUUCUCAGUUGCUGGGCAAGUUGUUGAACUGAGCUUUAUAAGAGCAGAGAUCUUUGCAGAAAUUCUGAAUUACAUCUAUAGUUCUAAAAUUGUCCGUGUUAGAGCAGAUUUACUUGACGAGCUGAUUAAAUCAGGGCAGUUACUAGGAGUGAAGUUUAUAGCGGAGCUUGGUGUCCCACUGUCACAGGUUAAAAACAUAUCAGCACAGGAUGGUACUGAUGAGGCCUUACCUCCUGAUUCUAGUGACAAAAACCUUGAUAUACAGAAGUCCAAGGAUGAAGCCCCAGAUAAUGGGGCUACUGUGAUGCCCAUUAUAACGGAGUCUUUCUCAUUAUCUGCCGAAGAUUACGAAAUGAAAAAGAUCAUUGUCACUGAUUCAGAUGAUGAUGAUGACGAUGUCAUUUUCUGCUCUGAGAUUUUGCCUGAAAAGGAAAAUUUGCCAAGUAACAACACGAUGGCACAGGUCCAGCCUAACCCAGCCCCUGUUGCUAUUUCAGAAGUGACACCUUGUGCUAGCAAUACCUCCCCCCCUUUAACAAAUAUCACACCUACUCCGAAGCUUCCCACACCUGUAAAUCAGGCAGCUCUUAGCCAAACCCAAGGAAAUGAAGAAUUGCUGGUGUCUUCGGCUUCAACACAUCUGACUCCUAACAUUAUUUUAUUAAAUCAGGCUCCACUUACUACACCGCCAAGUGUCAGUUCUGCACUUCCAAAUCAUAUGUCCUCUUCAAUUAAUUUACUUGUACAGAAUCAGCCGACACCAAUCAAUUUACUUGUACAGAAUCAGCCGACACCAAACAAUGCUGUUUUAACAGGAAACAAGACCAAUGGUGUGGAAGCAGAAGAAAUUAUAGAUGAUGAUGAUGUUACCAUUAGCUCCAGUCCAGACUCAGCAGUCAGUAAUACAUCUUUGGUCCCACAGGCUGAUACCUCCAAAAGUACCACUUUUGAUGGAUCAUUGACACAGAAGGUGCAGACUCCUGUAGUUCUUCAAGAGCCACCUUCCAAUUCUUUAAAAGUUUCAGAUGUAAUUACUAGAAACACUAAUGAUCCAGGCUUAGGAUCAAAGCAUCUAACGGAGGGUCAAAAGAUAAUUACUUUAGAUACAACUACUGAAAUUGAAGGCUUAUCAACCGGUUGCAAGGUUUAUGCAAAUAUUGGUGAAGAUACUUAUGACGUAGUGAUCCCUGUCAAAGAUGACCCUGAUGGAGGGGAAGCCAAACUUGAGAAUGAACUACCGAAAACAUCUGGCAGUGAGCCAUCAAACAAGCGUAUGAAAGUAAAACAUGAUGAUCACUAUGAGUUAAUAGUAGAUGGAAGGGUCUAUUAUAUCUGCAUUGUAUGCAAAAGGUCAUAUGUCUGCCUGACAAGCUUGCGAAGACAUUUUAACAUUCAUUCUUGGGAGAAGAAGUAUCAAUGCCGUUACUGUGAGAAGGUAUUUCCUCUUGCAGAAUAUCGCACAAAGCAUGAAAUUCAUCACACGGGGGAGCGAAGGUAUCAGUGUUUAGCAUGUGGCAAAUCUUUCAUCAACUAUCAGUUUAUGUCAUCACACAUAAAGUCAGUUCAUAGUCAAGAUCCUUCUGGGGACUCAAAGCUUUAUCGCUUACAUCCAUGCAAGUCUUUACAGAUCAGACAGUAUGCAUACCUUUCUGAUAAAUCAAGUGCUGUGCCUGUCAUGAAGGAGGAUGCUAUUGGAUAUAAGGUUGAUGCUGGAAAAGAACCUCCAGUAGGGACCACAUCUACUCCUCAAAACAAGCCAAUGAACUGGGAAGAUUUUUUUAUUCAGCAGGAAAAUGAUUCCAUUUUUAAACAGAAUGUAACAGAUGGCAGUACUGAGUUUGAAUUUAUAAUACCAGAAUCUUACUGAACUCCUUUGAAAUAUCUGAAAGUUUGCAUUGGAUUAAGGGGCAGGGAUUUCAGAAGGCCUGUGAAACAAAUUAAGGUGAAAACAUGUUAAUUUAAUCUGCCAUGUCAUCUGCAAGUAGCCAAGUUGCAUCGUUAAUUUUUAGAAGCAGUUUUUUCUAAAAGUUUGAGUAGAAAUUGAACACCCUCUGAAGUAUCUGUAUACUUUAGCUUUCAGCUCAUCUAAAAGAUGGAACUUUUUAAAGGUACAGAGAGAUAAUUUUCUGAAUCGAAUUUGAAGCAGUGUAAAUGUUCUUUGACAAUUACUGGAAUUACUAAUAUACCCUAGUAGAGGUUAUACUGUACUAGGGUAACUUCCAUGCUAGCACUUUACAGCUGAAUUUUCAAUUUUCUUAAUGUUAAGCCUAAGUGUGUUGUGUCUUGUAUACAGCAUAAAAGGUAAUGAACUUCCAAAAGUUGUUCAAGUAAAUUUCAGAGUAAGUCCUAACUAGGUGGUUUGUUCUGUCAGUCCAAAUGGAGAUCAGCUUCCUGCCUCUUUCCUACUAUAAAAUAACCAUGCAAACAGGUCUCUCCUAUGAAGAAUGGGUUAGUUCUAGCUAAUUGGGAUUAACCAUUGCUUUCCUUGCCAUGGUCUGUAAGAGACUUUGAUGACAAGGCCACUGUAUGCUUUUAAAAUGGCCCUGAGCAAAAAAAAAAAAAAAAUGAGCUAGCAGGCAUGCAUGUAGUGGAAAGGGGAGGUAAUACAAAGUUCUUUUGUGCUUAUCUUUAAUCUUCUGCUUUUAUAUGGAGAUUUUUGUUAAUUAUGGUUAAAAAAUGUUCCCACGAAAUGUUGUGAAUUUACUAUCUGAAAGCCACCGAAUGCAUCUUUAUAUGUAAUGCUGGUAAAUGUUGAGAUUCCAUAGAUGAGACUCGUGUAUUUUGGGUGGAAGGCUACUGGCAAAGAUUUUUAAAAGCUCACGUUAGACUCCCCAGUAGGAAGUUUUCAUUUUAAGUAGUUUUAAUGGCAUUCUAGCAUUGUACUUUCAACAAGGUCUUUUAGGGAUUUUUUUAACCCCUUAAAAUAAGUUCCAGUCUUUGUGCAAACUGCUGUUAUAUUAUAGCAGAAACUGCAUGUGGAAUACUGCAGGCAUGUUGGUUCCUGUUUAUUUUGAUGACAGUAUCCCCCUUCUUCCUUUAAAGAUGGCACAUAUUUAAACACUUAGAAUUUAAAACUUAAGAGUAGUAAUAAAAGGAAGCAGGUUGGAACAGAUAUAUAGCUUAGCAUUUAUAAAAGAUUUAACACAUUUCUGUAAAAAUUUAACCUAAUUUUUUUCAAUGGAAAAAAUAAUAGAUACUGAAAAUGGUUGUGUUGCAUAGUUACUAGUCAUUUGUGACCUUGCUUAUAUAUUUCUUAGUUCAGCAUAGGUAUUUUUAUUCUCCUUACAGUGUAUUUUUUAUCUCUUUCUUGACUUUGAACUUAAAGCUUUAAUCAUAAUUUUUCAUGCAUAGGUCAUUUUUCUGGUGGUAAACUAGGUGUAAAGAGAAAAGUUUAAGUGUUUCUUAACUGGUAGUUGAGGGUAUCAAGAAUCAGUAUUUUCAAUAAUACAAAGAAAAAAGGAUAGCCCCUGCUUACCAAGUAGUAGAGUGGUGUACAUUUAUGUUUUCUGUUUGAUAAGCUUAGACCUUCAAACCAUUUUCAUAAACUAACUCUUAGAAAUCUGAAAAUCACCCUAUAACUCUAGACUCUGAUCUCUGUGAUCACAGUAUCUAUUUCCUUUCUCUGUAGAUAUUGAUGUUACUGCCUUUUGAGUAGAAGGUAUAUUCAGAAAUGUUCCCAGUUGAAAUUUCAGUUUCAUGAAUGCAAUUUCAGCAGUUAGACGCAAUUACUUCUACCUGUGUGAGCAAUAGUGACAUUGCAGUCUCAACUACUAGGUAAAUUAGUUUGCUGUGGUAAAACGUGUUAGUUCUUACAAGCCUAUUAUGGGUUUUUUUGGUUGUUGUUGUUUUAAUGUUUUGUUUUUCUUGAGACAGGAUUUCUCUGUGUAACAGCUCUGGCUGUCCAGUAACUCCCUCUGUAGACCAGACUGGCCUCAAAUUCACAGAGAGCCACUGCCUCUCCCUCCUGAGUGCUGAGAUUAAAGGCCCGUACCACCACUGCCUAGCUCCAUACAAGCCUAUUAUAACAAACCAGGGAUAAUAAAAACCUCUCCAUUCUGAAUAACAUUGGUAAAAUUAUUUGCCACUGCUGCUGUACUCUGUAAAUUUUGAAUAAGAACUUCUUAACUCUGUGCCUAUUGAACAUAACUUCUGGAGUUUGCAGGGAGGAGGAGAAUUAUAAAGUUCAAUUGUAAUUUUGCCAGGAAGACUCUUAAGACAUGUUUUGGGGUCUUUGGGAUUUUUUUAAUGUUUUUAUAACCAAAAUUCAGAGUUUUGUGGAGUCCACCUGCCUCUGCCUACCCAGUACUGGGAUUAAAGGCAUGUGCCAUCGCUGCCUGGCUCAAAGUUCAGAGUUUUUAUAAAACUCUUUACUCCUAGUCAUUUUAGGAUUGGAAAUUUGUAGCAAGGUGCUGUUUAAAACCUACUAUGAAGAUUUUCUGGGUUUUUUUACUUGGCUUUCUGACUACUGACUUUUCUAUCUUUUUUUCAAGUGGGCUUCAAUUUUGUUCAAAUGCUGAAUUAUCUGUUGGUAUUCUGGGUAGAUUCUAUUUGAAAUAGGAAAUUUGUUCAGAGAAUACCAACUUUCAGCAGUCUUAAAAGAUUAUGAUAUUUUGUUAUCAUUUCGAUGGUCACUAUCCUCCACAGAGUCACUGAAGAACUUGUUCCAUUGCACUAAAAAAAAAAAAAAAAAAACAAAUGACCACUCAUCUGGGCAUUUAAACAUCAUCAUGGUAUGUGUAUUUUGAGGAAUUAGUUGCAAAUUCAGCAGCACUGGCUACCUUACCUCUGUUCAUUUUCCCCAAUACUGCAAUGUUCAUAUUUGUACAAUCUUCGUUUUCAUGACUUAAGUUCUGCUUUCCAUUAGCCAUACUUGACAUUAGUUCAUAGAGUUUGUUAUGGUGAAAUAAAGCAUAUUCAUUCU
Messenger RNA from Microtus ochrogaster (prairie vole), 5223 nucleotides. It is a transcript of the gene Zbtb33, whose product is annotated as zinc finger and BTB domain containing 33. NCBI's taxonomy places the organism in Eukaryota, Metazoa, Chordata, Mammalia, Rodentia, Cricetidae. Gene Ontology annotation, biological process: regulation of transcription by RNA polymerase II. Gene Ontology annotation, molecular function: RNA polymerase II cis-regulatory region sequence-specific DNA binding; DNA-binding transcription factor activity, RNA polymerase II-specific; protein binding. The record is from RefSeq and is a predicted model, not a curated record.